AUUUGAGUGUUAAAAAUCAAAAUGAAAAUUUUUUUUCAAUCAGAAAUGGCGCAAUCAGUGCAUCUAGUAUACACGUAAAUUUUUUUUUUUCGCUACCUACUACUACAAGGUUAUUGUACCUACUACAUCACUAGUCAACUGUACUUUUUCUAUUGAAAUGAGUAAAUUAAUUGUGUGUCAAUUGUGUAAUUGCUUUGGUUUAUGUGUAAAUUUUAUGAAUUUAUGGUUGUCAGAAAACAAAUAAAUUCAUGAGAGUGGAGACCGCAAAAAGGUGUAUUCAGUUUUAAAUACUGAUUCAGCAAUGGAUUUCUAAAAAAAAAAAAGAACAACAUCAACAAUAAAAAAACAAAACAUCCUUAUCAAACUUCAAAUACCGGACAAAAGUCAAAAAAAUUAAUUAAUUUUUUGGCCCUAACGAAGACGAACCCCAUAAUUAUCAAUAAUUUAAAUAAAUAUAAUUCCCCAAAAUUAAAUUAAAUUAUAAUUUAAACAACAAACUAAUGCCGCGUUAAAAAUUUGCACUAAAGCAAAUUUCACACGAACAGCAAACAAAAAAAAAAAAAAACACUAACAUUAUGAUUUACUAAAAGGGGGAUAUCAUAAAUAAAAAAAAAAUAGUAACCAAUGCAGAACAUCUUAUAAUUUCACAUUAAAGCACCCGAUAAUAAUUAAAAGCAAACAUAAAAAAAUAAAUACAAGUUAACAAAAUCAAACUUGCAUGUUCAAUUUUUUUCGCUAUCAAAAAAGAGAUUACUACACACUCGCAAAAAAUUAAUUUAGAAGAUCUAUUUGAAAUCAUUAAACUUUUGUUUGGCACAAUUCAUUCAGAAAACAAUCGUGGAAAUUUUUUUAAUUUUUAAACAAAACUAACAAAAUUCCAACAUCUUCUCAACAUCAUAAAAUGUGCGCCACUACUACUAAUAUGUAUCUUCUAACUAAUUUGGCUUUCAGUGCUAAUGCACAAUUAAAACAUGAAUAAAUCAAACCACUUAAACCACCAAUCAGGCCAGCAGCGUCUUGCCGGGCGCCCAAAUCACGCGGCCAAAAAAUCCAAUUUCAUCGCCGCCGAAAUUGGAUUCCAUCAUCUGAUCACUGAAUGACAUCGUUUUUAAAGAAAUCUAAGACAUUUUUAGCUAACCGAAAGGGCAACAGUAAACGAUAUCCACCUUGCGACACGGACACCCUAAGAAAAAUAACUGCAGUUCAAUGUUUAAUGGAAAUUGUCUCUUCGGAACAAGAGAUUACUAAUAUUGAAAACCUUGUGGAUGAACUAUGUGAGAAGCUUAUUGAUAUUGAGAAACAAUCGACCAGUCUAGAAGAGGAUGAGGAUUUGCAAAUUGCUGCAGUAUCAGAACUUAAAACAACAACAGCACCAUCAUUAUCAUCAUUAAAUAAUUCAAAAAACGAAGAACUAUCAUCUACCGCUGCUGCUGCCGCAACAACAGAAGGAUCAAAAACUAACGAAACCAACCAAGCAGCAUUAUCAUCGUCAGCAGUUACAAGAAAGGCAAAUCAACAAAUUGCUUCCGAUGUCGAGGAUCCUCGCAAACGCUAUUAUCGAGCAUUUCCAGCUCUCUCAAAGGAAAUGGAAGAUUCAAUUGGACUUUUAAGGCGUAAUACGAAAUCAUUGACAUGGCCAGUGGAUGGGAAAAAUAAUAAUUCGUCUGUUGUUAAAAACAUCACUUUAAAUACAAACGCAGUCAUAGAUAAUAAUACAAGUUCUAAUUCAUUGUCAACUGCUGCUGAAAAAGUAAAUAUUAAAAUUUGUGUUGAUAGUGUUGAUGGUCCAUCAGCGUUGUUGGAUAGCUCACAAGGAGGAGAUUGCAAUACUGUACUGUGUAAUACAGCUGGGGUGAAGAGGAAAUCUAAACGUCGACGUAAUCAAGCAUUGUCCAAAGGAAAAACGACUGCUGGCAAUAAUAUACGAAAAAAUUCAUUCUGCGGUGGAUCGAGCUCACCAACGUGGGAUACUGAUUUUGAAGGCUCUUGGGAAAUGGGAAGAGAUCUUAUCAAAGAAUUUAUUGUUAAACAAAACAAUCGUAAUCGCAGCACCUCGGAAAGUGCAGCCUAUAAUAUGGCAAUUGGUGGUAGUUGUGCCAACAAUAGUGUCAGCGGCGGCGGUGGUGCAUGUGAAACUACAAAUGAAAUUCAUGAUAAACAUACAAAAUCAAUUAUAAGUGAUAUAGCUACAAAAAACGAAUCAAUGGCUGCCGAAAAUAGAAAAGAAGAUCAUCAAACAACAAAGGCCAUCAAGAAUAAUAAUAAAAACAAUAUGGAAUUGGCUGAAGUAUUAGCCGAUCCAUGUGUUGUAGAAGUAUCAUUGUGCGAAAAUAUUGUCGAAAAUUCGAAAUCCGACGAUAUGUCUGAUAUGACCGAAGGAUCUUUGAGCACAGCUCGUCGCUUGUACGAACGUGAUAUCUCAAAUGAUUCGCUUAACGAGCAAAACCUUAUUUCCCAACCUAAUCAUAAUCAUCCUCAACAACCUUUUCCUCCUAAUCAUCAUCAAAAUCAUCAACAAAUGUCGUCAGUUUCUUCUUCUUUGUCGGAACAACUGGAUUUUGCUCAAUUCAAAGCAAAAUUCAACAGCAGUGUCGAGGCGCUCUGGAAGACCACAUCAAAUACAAAAGAAAGCGCCAAUAAUAAUAACAACAACAACAAUAAUGAUAAUCAAUCAUUAUUACAAUCAAACAUUGUAACCGAUUCUGCUAUAUCAGUUGCUCCACCAAGAAGUGAAGAUUUGAAAAACUUCUGGACCAACUAUUACAGUCAUCGUUAUGAUGUUGAUAAAUUCAAGGAGUGCUUUGACUACUCCAAAUCUGGCGCUAAAAAUUCUUCAGUUGGUGGUUCAGUUGCCACUCAAAAUGAUGGUCAAAAUAAUUAUUUUUCUAUGCCCAUUAUAAGCACUGCAGGUGAUGAAUUUGACAAGUCUGUUGGUGGGAAGAGGGCUGGUGGCAAAACUUCACCGAUUGGUGUAUUUUUGCAGAGCACUAUAUGGUCAGAGAAUUCGAACGCAAGUUAUCCUGAUACCGAUGAGAGUUUCUUUAUGAAGGUUUUAAAUUCAACAUCUACAACUCAGAAGCCACAAGAUCAGCUCAAGAUGGACAUUUCGGGCACUGACAAGUCAUACUUUUAUCCAUAUCAGGCAUCAAAAUGGUCUGAAGGUAUAAAUGCUGGACCAAAUGUAAGCACAACAUCAGCCCAUUUUCUUCAACAACCACAACAACAACAACAUCCAUUGGUUGUAACUUCAUCAUCAUCCUCCUCGUCCGUUUCAACAAUGGAUCAUUCUGCACGUAGCUGCUACAAUAAUGAAUUUGCCGAUUCAACUACAUCUUCAUCCUCAUCCUACAUUAGUGGUAAUCCAAAUUGGCAUCUUCCAGCUGGUAAUAAUCUUCAGGCCGACAUUAAAUCCUGGAGCUCAUCAAAUCCAACAUCACUGACUGAAUUGUAUGGUGGGGGCGGGGGAGGAUCUCUCAUCGCCGCCUCCUUGGGUAAGAAAAACUCUUGUAGUAAUUUCGACAGGAAUGCUGGUGGUGGUGUUAGCUCAACAUCAAGUCCAAACUCCUCCUCUAAAAUAACCCUGGCUAAUCAUUCGACUACAACCAGUGGCUUCCUUGCAUACUCACGCAUCAAAUCGUAUGCCAAAUUAAUUGAUCCAAAACCAAUUACCAAAUGGCAAAAACCUGAAGUUGAUUAUCAUAAACAUCUAGCUGCUACACCGCCAGAUGAUGAAAAUCUUUUAACUUCAGAACGAACUCAUUUCCAUCCGAUUAAAAUGAGCUAUGCUGAUGGACAUACUUUUGAGAUAUCCAGCAAUUUGGAUACCGUCGAUUUUGAACGUUCCGAAAGUGGAUAUUUAUAUUUGGAAUCUGAAAAGUAUUUAGAAUAUACACGUUCAGAUACUCUUGCCGAAGAGGAUAGCUCAGUAGCUGGUCAUUAUCAACAAUCGUUGAGUUCAUCAAUGAGUCGGGAUUGCACAUCAUCGGUGGCUUCCACAAAGAGUUCACAGUCUGAGUUUAUGAUACGUUUUCGCGUUAAAAAUACUGAUCAGGCGUGUCAAACUGAUUCCAAUGUAAUUGGUUCAAAUGGUUAUCGCACGACUUCGUUUAAUAAUUAUCAACAAGUAGCCGCCUCUACAAGUCAUUUAGCUUUACAAGCUUCUCAUAAUUCUACCCAUGAUAGUGGUGACAAUGGUGAUGACGACGAUGAAUGGAUGGACAUCGGAUGUAUUGGUGGAAUUGGAGGCAAUUUAAAAGAUGAUGAAGAAUGCGUUAGCAUGGAUCAGUGGUCAAUGGUUGAAAUUACCAAAAAAUGCAUGGACAACAAUAAUGCAUCACACACUCUCUGGGGCAUGUGUCCAACUUGCAACAGUGACAUAAAAUCCAAUCCAGCUAAUCGUUUGCUAAAAGCCGAACUUAAUGUUGAGGGAGAUGAAAUUAUGUCCGACCUUAGAUACAUGCAGGAUUUAUAUAUUGGCAAUGAUUGGGAUGAUCAGAAUUGCACACGCGAUGAUGUCGAAGAUGAUGACGAUACCGAUUUGGAUGCUGAGACCAUUCGAGACUGUGAAUUCUAUCAAGCAAUGGCAACUCCAGCCGGUUGUGGCGAUAUGGAAGAAGAGGAUCAGCAACAAAAGGAAAUUCUUUAUAAUGUAAAUAAACUGAUUGCAGAUUUGUUGCGUCCAGAAAACGCUCAUUCGUUGGCCAAUGCUUUGGGGGCUGUCGGUGUAGGUUGUAUUGGUGGUGGUGCAGGAGGUGGUUAUGGGUUAGCUGGUAAUGGUGGCGGUGCUUAUGGUGGUGCUGAUAGAGUUGAUGGUGGUGAUGGUAUGGUCGUUGGAGGCACGAAUGAUGAAAAAUACAUUGGUGGUUUGUGGAAUUCCGAUGAAAAUAUAAUAUGGAAGAAAGAAUUUAAACCAAUUGAUAUAUUUUCACGCUUCAAUAACAACAAUAAUUAUUCAUUUCUUGAUAAAUUAAAUUGGGAAUAUUCAAAUUUAGCUGAAAUAUGGGAUAAGGCAUCACCUGAAAAACAAAUCCCAUCCAACAAAGAUUCAGUCGAUGAAGUCAAAAAAGAGGAAAAUGAUGAUGAGAUAAAUGAAAAUCAACCUACCACCACCCAACAACAAACAACAGAUUACCACACUGACGACGAAGAAAAUAUAAAAAUUGCUUGCAGAAAUAUGAAAAAUCUCCUCAAAUCAUCUACAAAUAUUAUGCCACCAAAUGAGAAUUCGGCUCUAUUUGAAAUAAAUGAGCGCCGCUUAAAUGACUCCAAACGUAUGCAAUGCUUUUUAAAUUCAAAUAAAUUCAAAAUCUCUAAUCGUUUUGAUCGCAAACGUCGCCAUUCAGCAUCACAAAAUGUUUGCUCUUCUUCUAUGAAUAACAACAACAAUAAUAACACCAGCUACAAUAACAACAACAACAGUAUCAUUUACGAUAAUAACAAUUCGAAAUUUUCUCUUGCAUCACCCGAUUCUUCAUCGACAAUUCUACUAACUAGCACACCCAGCACCACCAACAACAACAACACCAACAACAACUCCAUGAAUAACACCACAUCAAAGGCAAUAACCAAGGACACGCUUACGGAAUACGACAGGAAUAUUAUAACGCGCAACGAUAACCACGACAAUGAUGAUGAUGAUGAUAACGACGAUGAAAAUGACCAACACUAUUAUAGCAAUGAUGAAAUUGAUGAUGAUCAACUACCAGAUAACCAACAACGUCAAGCAACAAUAAUAACGUGUAAAUAUUGGACCACAAUGCAACCGAUCGUCAAUAGCAGCAGCAACAAUACCAAUGUUAAAAUCGUCCAAGGUGAUAAUACAAGAGACGAAACUACUACUUCGAUUGAUGAUGCACAGACACCAGAUGAUUCGUUCUUUAUUGAUAAAAAUUCACAAUUUAUUGAUGGAUUGCCAUCGAUAACAUUGAAUACAUCGUCGAUUUUAAAGCAUGUUACUUUGGUAUCACGUCCAUUGACGCGUUAAAAUAUUCAAUUUCUCUCUUUAAUCCUCUUUUUUUCUAUCAUAACGAUUGUUAAAAGGGGGGAAGGCAUAGGAAUUUUUAACCGAAAAAAAAUAUGUGUGAGCAAAUAUUGUUUUUUGUUUUCUAUCUUAAAAGCAAACACCUACAAAAAAAAAUCAAGUUUAUUAUAGUUUACCGAUUUUUUUUUCUGUUUUUGGGUGCAAAAUCUUGCUUUUUUUGUUUCUCCUAAAAUAAUUUGAUAAACCCCUGUAACUUAUUUUCAAAAUUUUUUUUUUCUUCCAAAGUAAUAAAUUUGAUAAACCCCUGUAACUUAUUUUUCAAUCUCAUAAUAAUUUCCUGCAAGUUUUUGUACAAGUUUUUUGCACCUAAAUCCACUUUUAAUGUUUUUUUUUCUUCUUUAAUUGGUUUUUGUUAUAAUUUUCUGGAUUACUUUUGUUGUGAUUCAAGUAUUUUUUUUUUAUGAAACGUUACAGUAACUUAAUACCAAACUUUUGUCUGGCAAAUGUAAAGAGAAAAAAAAAGUUUAUUUAUUAUUGUUUUUGAAUUUUCAUCGUCUACAACAUAACAGCGAGUUAUUUGAUGAUGAAAUUUUAUUUUGUUUUGCAAGGAUUUGAUAAGAAUUUUUUUCACAUAUAUACACAUAAUAUAUUAAUAAAUAUACAUAUUAAAUGCGUUAAGAACGCUUGUAACAUAAAUUAUUACCCACAUUAAACUAUCUCUAUUAAGUCUUCUCACUUUUAUGUUGUAGAUGUUACUCUGUAUAAAAUUUAUGAAUUUUUUAUAUAUAAAAAAAGUUUUAUUUUCCUUUUUUUAAAUAUACAUAUAAAUUUUGUUAACAUUUAAAUUUUGGUGGCAGUGCUAUUAAGAAAGAAAUCAACUGAGUGACGCGAUUGUUGCUUGAAAAAAAAAAUGUAUAAAUUAGAGAAACAAAAACAAAGAAAUAUGCAAUUUUGCUUAAGCUCAGACAACAUACACACAUGCAUAUACACAUAUCAACAAAAAAAAAAUAUUUAAAAAAAAACAUAUUAUUGUGUAAAGUUUUCUUUGUAGUAUUUAUAGUUAUCUUCACCGUUUUUGUUUUGUUUAUAAUUUUUUUUAAUGUAAAUUAUUAUUUUUUUUUAUUUUCCUUUUUUUUUUUUUUGAGUUUUCUUUAAACAAAAAAAUACUUUAUAUGUAUAGAGAGAGAAAAAAAAUGUAUUAUUUAUUGAAAAAAAAAAAGAUAUAAAUCUUUUCGAACAUUCAUAUUUAUAUCUAUUGCAUAGUUUAUAUCUUAAAGAAAAAAAAAAAGAAAGAAAUAUCCUUCUCUGAGAAAGCCUUAUUAAAAAUAAAUAAAAUCUAUUGUGGUCUUAUGUUAGCAUCAACAGAAUUAAAUUUUAACGAAAAAAAAAGGAGUCAAACAUAAAAAAUAAAUUAAAAAAAAAAAAAUAAACCCAAAAAAAAAACCUAAAUAAACAAAAAAAUGUAAAAAAAAAAUUAUGAUAAAUCAUGUUAAACAAUAAUAAUCUCUAUCUAAAAAUUUUAAUCAUUACAUUUUUUGCCUUUUUUGUUAUUCAUUUACAACUAUCCUUUUUCUAAGUAAAAAACAAAACAAACGAAAAAAAAUAUGUUAUCUCGUUAUUAUCUAUCUAUCGUCCUUGCAAAAUGAAACUAAAAUGUUUUUUUUCUUUUUUUUCUUGUUUUGUUGAAUUCUCAAAAAUCUAUCUAUUUUCAAUUAAAACAUUAUUCUAUUCUGCAAAACAAACACAAAAAAAAUAGUUUUUAUUUGUUUUACUGAGAUUGAUUUUGUAUUUGUUUAGUUUUAAAUUUUUUUUGUAAAUUUUUCUCGUAGAUUUAGAACAGAUAUUUAACUUUACAAAACUCGAUUAAACUGGGACGAAUGUUUAAGAUCAUAAAAUCCAUUUAAAGAUCACAGAAUGAUUGAUCUGAGGAAUAUGAGUUGAAUAGUUCAAUGCACGCCCAACGAUGAAUAACUUUAUAAAUUCAAAGCUAUAUUCUUGUAACUACAGUUUCAGUCAAAAACAUUUGCAUGUGUACAGAAAAAGUGUGAAAAAACAUUGACCUUUUUUCUCAUUCGUCGGGUUAAAGAGAGUGCUUCAGCACACCUCUACCAAAUUGCGACUAAAUAUUUGAUGACAUUACUACAAAAUGAUGUCAUUAGCUAAACUGAUGCAUUCAACUGUUAAAUGCAGUAGUCAAGGGUUAAAUAUUCAGUCUACAUAAUCUGUACAACAAUGACAGGACAGAUUAUUUUGCAACAACUAAAAGAGAAGAGGAGCGAAUUCAGAAAAAAACAGACAUCACUUUUUGAGUCUCAAGUGUUCACUACCGAACUAGCAGCAACUGAUGCAACAAACAUUUUAAACAAAAAUGAAUCAAGAAAAUUGUUGACUCAUGGAUGUUGUUGAUUCAUCGUAUUGGUCGGUACCAGCUACGUUAUUGUAGAUCGGCAUACCAAAAUAAAAGCAGUGACGUUAAUGAAUUUACAAAAAAGUAUAAUUUAUAAUGCGCAUUACUUUAUAUUAAGGAAUUUAGAAGUGUACGUUUGAAUCGACAAAAUUUUCGAAAACUUUUUCCUCUUCCUCUGCUUCAAUUUUGGAGGCUUUCACUUCUGAUGUCGAUUGAUGAUAAAUCUUUAACUUGAUUGGAAUUUGAUUUUAGUACUUCCAGAAGUGUUAAGAAAUUGCAUGGCACAAGAGAAUAUAGCUUCUUGAUUGCAAUAAUUGCAAGACGGUGCUUGCUAUAACCGCUCUUCGGCUAUUGUCUGAUAGUGUAAAAAAUUCGAUCGGAAGUUAGUUCAAAGGCCUACGGAUAAAAAUAACUGCGGAUGAUAUUGAGAAGGACGCAAUUUGUGAAUCUAGGUCUUGAAUGCUUUCCCAAACCGAAUGUGGGUAUUUUGUUCAAUGUGUGUACCAGCGAUCUUCAAAAGAUGCGAUGUGUUCUUGUUCAUUUCACCAGGAGUAUAUACUAUGCUCAAAGUUGAACGGCAUCGAAUACCAAAGUAUUUUUGGUUUGAAUAAUUUAUAUUUGAUUGCUCAUCAGUCAUCAUCGAUAAAAGUUAACGAAUUGAUUAGAGCAGAGUAUACCAGUCACGAUGUUUUUCAUGGAAUUUAAGGUACCGUUUUUAUUGUAUUUGUUUGGUCUUUUUUCAAUUGCAAUUUUGUAUGUUUAUCUAAGACAAAGGACUAAAAUAGAAUGUUCCCGUGAACUUAUACAAUGCCGGUAUUAUACACAUGGUUAAAUAUCCAAGCCAUUGAAUUAAAUUCUGGUGUAAGAUAAUUUCCAACCAACAAAAAUGUCUUAAAAAGAAUUUAAGAAAUUUUUAUUAAAAUAUAAAUUAAAUUUUAAAGUAACGACUGCUUGUGAUAUUUAACACUGCACUGUUCUAUUGGCUUUCUAUAGAUGAUUAUGAAAUUUAAAAAAAAACACAUUUUAACAUCACAACUUGUUACUUUUCACAUAGUACAAAUAAUAAUAUUGGGAUAUGACUUAUGUACCUGAUUAUUUUCGCACAUUUGUUUAACUAUAAUUAGACAAAUAAAUAAAUACAAACAUCGGAAACUUACUAAAAAGUAACCGAAAGACUUUAAUACAAAAAAAAGGCAUACAAAGAUUCUUCCGGAAGACCUACCAACGUUUUCUGAGUUCAAUCCGGCGGAUCCCACAUUUGGAUCCCUAAGGUGAAAUGAUGUGGGAGAGUUGUGGUCCAAAUUCAAAAUCAUGACAAUCGCCGGUAAACAAGAUUCUUCCAAGAGAUCAGAAAUACAUACAAAAAUAAAUGCGCAGGAUAUGAUUUCCAAUGUCAUUUUCGCUAAAACGUGUCCUUUAAAGAAAAUACAUAAUUGAUCUUCGAUGAUUGGUAACUUCAAUUUUGUUCUUUAAAAAAAAGAACACUAUUAUUUAAAGGAUGUGCGAAAAGAUAUGCAAAAACAUAUUUUUGUCUGUCAAUGAGAGAUAAAUAGAUCAAAAGAUUAGUGUAAAUGAAACACAAAAAGUUCUAUCUGCAAUGAGUGCAUGUUAACAUUAAAUAACAACAAACUAUUGAUUAUUUUCAACUACAAUUUGAAAUAAACUCAAAGGGAUCAUUUUCCAAGCUAGUCAGUAAAAUUAUUUUAUAAAUAAUUAGAUUCUUUUGCUAAGUUUGUUUUUUUUUAUACUUUAAUUGGCUUAUCAAUAUGUUUGAAAAUAAAAAUCAAUGACAAAAACAAAAAAAAAAACACAAUAACAUGCUAUGUAGUUUAUGUGAAAGCUGCGAUGAGAUCGAUUUAUCAUAUGAAGUCAAAUUUCAGUAAACAAGAUGAGAAACAUUGUUGUACACGUCAUUAUGAUGCCUAAUCUCCAAAGAUAUCACUUUUUGUGAAGUGUUUACUUUCCCCAAUUGGCAAAAGCAUUUUUGAAACGUUGUUGCAUUUGGAUGUUAAUGAAUUUGCACUAAUUUUUUUUAAACGAACAAAAUAUAUGUAUGUAUAUCACAACAAUAAAGUAACGUUGUGUUCGGCAUAUUGCCAACAUUGAAUUAAAUGCAAAUAAAAACUAUAUUUUGGUUAAAUAAUAUCAAAUUUGGUCCAUAUUCAUAAUUGCAGUUUAACUCAACUUAGAGUUUAUCCAAUGUAAUUCAAAUAGGAUAAACUAGAGUUUUUUCUUAAAAGCAGCUUAAACAGUGUUACACCACAAAUAAAUUAUUUUUUUUUACCAAAACUCAAUUCAAAAUUGUCUUAAGUUCUUUUUUGACGUGAAUCCGCUCAUGAAUAAUGAUGUAUCAAAGAGCUUUUAUUAUUUCAUUUUCGAAACACAAUAAAAUGGUAAAGUAAAGAAAUAAGAAACAAAUCAAAUAAAAAAAGUUUUUGUUUAGCAGAUAUAACUAAUUUUAUUCAUUAAAACAAAAUCUAAUGAUGAAAAACACUUAAAGAAAGGAGGAUAGAAUUUUCAUAAAAAAAUACAGAUUUGUGCAGUUUUCUGAAGCACACAUGACUUUUUAUUUUCUUAUUUACAAACAACAUUUUAGUUUUAUUUCCAUUUCACUUAGUAAUGAAAAAAGAAUGAAUUGUUAAAAAAUUAAAUUUUAAUCUAAAAUUAUUGUUAUUCUUUUAAUUUCCCUCUCUGUUGAUUUCAUAGAAUACUAGACUAAGUUGUAAUUACCCUUUUUGCACUUCUGUUAACUUUCUUAGUCCCCUUUUAUACAAAAAGAAAAGAAAACAUAGCAAUGGCAUCACACAAUUACAAUGCCUUAAAAAAAAUGCAUAAUGACCAUUUUCAUGUAACAGGAAUAUUUUUUUUUUUUCUAAAUAAUAAAAUCUAACAUGCUAACAUUAUUACCACAAUGUAAACUAUACAUAUUUUUUUGUUUCAAUAAUGUUAAUUUUUUUUUUUUAUUUUUUUUUUGUUUAAACAUAAAGUUAAAUAAUAUAAUUGCUGUUUAUAAGAAAAUUUAAAAUAAAAUAUUUUUUUGAAUAAUUAUCAUAAAUAUAAAUAAAAAAUAUGUGCAAUCACAGUCUUAUACACAUUUAUUUCUAAUUAAUUUUAAAUUAUCUUAUUAUGUUCGUUAUAAAUGUUUAUAUAAUAUACAACAAAAAAUAUUUUUUUUUUAAUUAAAUUAGGCUUUUUUUUCUCCUUGUUAAUUUAUGUUUAAACUCCUUUUUUAAAUUAUAUGAAAAUGAAAUAAGAAAAGAAUAAUCUUUAGUCUAACUAUUAAAAAAAAAAUGAUAAUUAUAAUUUUUCCUGACACUUAUGACAUUUUUAUUGAAAUUUUAUUACAAAUUCGGAGAACACAAAUUUAUCAUGAUUUGUAUUCUCGACAUUUGUAACAAAAUAUACAAUGAAGAUGAAUUUUGUUUUGGAAAAGAGGAGAAUAACUUAUUUCUUUUAAAAUAAGAAAAAUAAGAACAAACAAAUAUUUUAAUAUAAUUUGCUAAAAAAUGUCUUCAAAAUUUAUUUUGAAACUAAUCAUAACUGUUUGAGUCUAUUGACAUAUUUAUUUCCAAUCCAAACUCAAACAAAGAAGUUUUAAAGAAAAAAUAAAAACAAACAAUAAUCUUGUAUAAAUUCUUAAUUCUUUGCUUGCUAUUAGUUAAUUGCACUUAUCACUUUGAUAGGUGUAUUGUUUAUACAUACAUAUUUUGUAAUCAAUAAAAAUAAAAAAAAAAUAAAUUAAAGUGCAGAAUAAAAGCAGCAAUUUUAAAUAGUUUUAUUUUUAAAUGUAAAUUUGCACUAAUAACGUAAACGAAUUCACACUUCACAAACAAAAAAACCAUUGUUUUAAUUUUUUUUUUUCAUUCGUUCUUUCUUUCCAUACUGAACAGAUUUAACUUGGUUAGAAUAAUUUUCAAUAAGUGUAAAUAUUAUUUAUAUGCAAACUUAUAUAUAUAUUAUUUAAAAACAAAACAGUUUGUACGUGAAAAAAAAAGAAUUUCAAACUUAUAUAAAAAAAAAUUAUGAAAUAGAACAUAGAAAUUAAAAAAACAAAAUAAAUGCUGUACAAAUGAGAAAAAAAAACAAAACAUAGAUACAUAUAUGGAAAAAAAUUAAUUUCUUUGCCUUUUUGAAGAAUAAAAUAAAUAAAUUUGUACUUGUAUAAUUUAAAACAAAAACCUAGCUUCUUGUGUAGAUAAAACGUAAAUAUUUUUAAAUUUAAAAAACAAAAAGAAAGAAGAACAAAAGUGGAACAAAAACUGAGUAAAUUAUAAUAUAAUACCAAGAUAAAAAAAAUAAAAAUAAAUUAAUUAAUGAAUAAUAAAUAAAAAAAACUAAAUAUACACAAAAUAAAUAUAACAACAAACAAAAUGUAAUAUAAAAAGAAAUAAAAAACUAAAGAAAACCUAUUUGUAUAUUUAAAAAUGUAAAGCAAACAAAACAAAAAAGGAUAAAAAAAAAAUACAAUAUAAUAACAAAAAUGUUUAGGAUAUAGAAAUUUGUUUAAAAAAUAUCCUGAACGUGAUAAUUAUUAUAUUUUGUUAGAAAAAAAACUUUAUUAUUUAAACUUUUUAUUUAUGAAUAAAUUAUAAUAAUUGAAAAAAAAAAAUGAAACAUAAAAAACUAAAUCACCAACACAUAUACAAAAAAUAAAAAAACAAAAAAAAAAUAUAAAUAAUCCCUAUUACAAAAUAUAUCGUAAUUUGAAUUUAUUUACAAAAUCCCCAAAAACAAAAAAAAAAUAUAAGUUUAAUUUAUCACAACUAAAAAUGCUUUUUGUAAUUGGAAAAUCUCAUACAAAUUCCCAUUACGAAUAGUACAAGUUUUAUUUUUUUUUCUUUCACUUAGAAUAAUGUAGGAAAAUUCAAAAUGCGAUAAAUUUUGAAAGGGGAUUGAGCAAAAAAAAAAAAAAACAAAAAAAAAAUGAAAACGAUAUACACAGUUAUAUUUUAAAUUUAAUGUUUUUAGAUGAAUUAUACCUAUUGUGUGUGAAAGUGUCUAAAAUUAUUAUACAUAAUUGUAUUGAAAUGAUAUGAUGAUAAUGAUGAUAUGAUGUACUUGUGUGUGAUUGUGUGAAAAUGAUUUAGAUUUGUAUACAACAUCAGUUUAAAAAAAAAAAUCAAUAAAUUUGUGUGUAUAUAAAGAAAAACACUUAAAAAUUAAUAAAACAUCAAAAAAUGUACAUACAAAAAUUUCAAACAAAAAAAGAAAAGAAAAGAAAUCAAAGGACAAACAUACAUCAAUUCAAAAUAUUAUACUAAUAUCUAGAGUAUAAUAAAUAAAACAAUGUCUCUUUAUUCUGAAAUCCCUAUUAAUAUACUCUGCAUUGUUUUACAAAAAAAAAAAAAAACAAUUAUUUUCAAUACCUAAUGAUCUCUAUCGUGUAAUUCCAAUAGAUCUGAGAAUAUGCUUUCCGCAUAGCACUCACUGUCACCAAAUUUUGUUGUUUAUCAAUUAAAGAACUAAAGUACUGAUUUAAUGAAUAUACUUCUCUUUUUUGUAAAGAUACAUGUUGAAAAAAAGAGCGUUUUUGAAUAAAUUUAAGACUCUUGAUAAAUAAAAUCCGCAAUUUGGCAAUCUUUUACAGUUUAAACUGUACUUGUAGAUAUUGUCUCAUAACUCCUAAAUUUUAAUUUAUUUUUCAAAAUCUAUUACAUAUUUUUGAAAGUAAUGCCCAACCAAUGCAAUACACCUACGACAACGAUUUUGUUUUUUUUCAAAUUCUUAAAAUUGCCCAAAAAAAUUUACAACAUCCUCAAAGUUGUGCUGCCGAAAGUUCAUUUGGCCAACAAAAAUUUAAUAGAUCUUCCUUGCUUAAAAAAAAGGCUUUGUAAAAAUCGAAGAAUUUACUUUUUGGCUUUGAUUCUUGAAAAAAGGCCUGCGUAACUACUUUAGAAAUUGAAAUAUUGUCCAAAUGAAAAAUAUUUUUUUUUGUUGGAAUUGAGAAAGAGAAUAUUAACAAUGAAUAUCAUGAUGAAUUGCUGCACCGUUCGCACUGCCUUUUCAACACUUUCCUCUUUUAAAAAUUUUCAAAUCAUGACUUAAUAAAUAAAAUAAAAAAAGGUUCCAAGAAGACCACAGUAUCUGUUCAAAAUUCACGAUAGAGAUAAUUACACAUUCAUACCCUAAUUAUCCAACAUACCGUGUAAACUAAAAGUUCUAAAUUCUUAAAAUUUCUCUAACUCCUUUUCAUUUUUGUUUUCUAAACUAGAAUUACAUUAUAUAACAAUUUAUUAUGUUUUACAAUAAUAAAAAAAGAAAUUAAAAAAACAAAAUAAGAUGAAAAAUUAUACAUAAAAACAAAAAAAAUUGAGGUGUAAAAAUUAAAUUAAAUAUUAUUUACAAAUCAUUAUAAAAAUAUUAUGAAGAGGAAACAAAACAAAAAACAGAAGAAAAAAGAAAAUAUUUCGAGAUCAAAAUACAUAAAUAUAUAUAUCUAUAUUAUUCUUGUAGGAAGUUUACUUUCAAACGUAAUACUAUACCAGAGAAAAACAAAAAAAUAAAAAAGAAAACUCCUAAUAUAUUAUAAUGAUAAUGUUUCUUCUUUUUUUUUUAAAUUUUAAAACACACAAACUUUAAAAAGAUAAAGUGAAAUUAAGGAAGGGAAGGUGUUUUUGUGCCUUUUUCAAAAAAAAAAUCUAUAUUAAACAAAUCUUUUCAAAUAAAUGAAAAUGUAUGCCCCCAGCAUACAAAAUAAAAAAAAAAAAAAAAAUAA
This is a messenger RNA of Episyrphus balteatus (marmalade hoverfly), 15102 nucleotides long. RefSeq names its product probable serine/threonine-protein kinase DDB_G0282963. The coding region runs from base 1097 to 5983 and encodes 1628 amino acids. The transcript is spliced from 6 exons. The record is from RefSeq and is a predicted model, not a curated record. Lineage: Eukaryota; Metazoa; Arthropoda; Insecta; Diptera; Syrphidae.